AAAUUGGAGAAGUUCAGCUCAAUUUGGAAAAGCUGACAUAGCUUAGUCAUUCGCCAAAGCAAAAAUACACACGAAAUAAUAACCGAAAAUAACUCGCACAUCCGCUUGCAUUUCAUUGGCAAUAGGCCAAAUGCUGCUAAUGAAGAGUAAUGCGGUAGAUGGUUUGCAUUGUGUUUUAAUUUUACUAUCAACUGCUUAAUCUUGACAGGGAAUAGGAUGGAAAGCAGAAGUCGAGUCGACAAAUAAGACCACACAACUUCUUCUUUUAAGCAUUCGGUCAUGGCAUAUACGGAGGCGGAGGUGGAUGUCAACUACGCAUCGGUGGUCUUCAAAAGUGACAAACAAUUGCAGUUCAGAGGUAAAGCAGAUGAAGAAAGUUUGUACAGCAACAUCAAAUUGGAAAAGGACGACCACGCGUUUGUCACCGACGAUGCUUCGCUGAGUCUGGCGGCGGCAGGGGUAGCUGACGGACGUCGCCAUUAUUGGCAACAUCUGGCUUAUUGCGCUGCACUAUGUGGCGCUCUGUUCCUCGGCGUCAUGGCCGUCAUCCUGUAUCACAGAAGAGUCUCACACUUGCUGUCGGAAAAUCAGAACCUGACGGCUCAGGUGUUGGCGCUGGAGAGCAAAAACAGGAAUAUGCAAGCCAAGUUGAACGUCAGUCGGGCUCAGUGGACCAUCGACAACUACUGUACUGUAACUACCGAAUACGGUCGGUGCUGCGAAGCCUGUGAAACCGGUUGGAAACAUUUUGCGCCCCACUGCUAUCUCUUCAACGACACAGACCGGAAAACCUGGGACGCGGCCCGUAAGGAAUGCGUCGGGAAGAAUUCUCAACUGGCAUUGGUGGAGAAUGAAAGAGAUAAGGAAUUCAUCCAGGAGAACUGCAGGAAAAGCAACAGCACUUUGGGCUACUGGCUUGGCCUGAAAAUGGUGAGCAGACAAUGGAAGUGGCUCGACUCCACCGCAGCGAACAAAACACAGAUAUCCUGGAUACCAGAUACAGAUUCGAUCCGUGAAGGCUGGUGCGCCAUCUCUGUGGCCGAACAUCACAACAGCAAACCGAAGGCUGUCAAAUGCAGAGACAGACAUUGGUGGAUCUGCAAGAAGAUGGCGUUAGUUCUUUAAAACACGUGUCAAACAGCCUGCCUCACCAGAGCCUUUAAAAGACUGAAUGCUUAACUAAUUGUUGUCAUUUUUCUCGGGAAUCUCUUGUUGACUUGUGAUAUGGUGACCCUGGAUCCAGUUUGCCGCCUCGCCUGGAUCUCUCUGUACUGUAUGAUUGCUGCCGACUUGGAAUAAAUUGUU
Messenger RNA from Corythoichthys intestinalis (scribbled pipefish), 1305 nucleotides. Its product is annotated as CD209 antigen-like protein A. Gene Ontology annotation, biological process: regulation of natural killer cell mediated cytotoxicity. NCBI's taxonomy places the organism in Eukaryota, Metazoa, Chordata, Actinopteri, Syngnathiformes, Syngnathidae. The record is from RefSeq and is a predicted model, not a curated record. The coding region runs from base 280 to 1125 and encodes 281 amino acids. Gene Ontology annotation, molecular function: signaling receptor activity. Gene Ontology annotation, cellular component: cell surface; plasma membrane. The transcript has 7 exons.